CUCACAUCACGCGUCACGCGCAGUCGGUCGACGCAUGUCCAGGUCGCAGGUCGAUGAGUGGACGGGUCGUGGUCGUAAUCGUAAUCAGCGAGAGAAGGAGGAUCACAAUCGGAUUUCGCGUUUCACAUCGGGUCGCGUCAGAUCAGGUCAGAUUAGUUAAUUAUCGUCGUUGUGAUAAAUAAUCGCGCGGAGCAGAGAUGUUUCACAUACGGAGUCUUACGCGAUCAUCAAUCGCCCUGAAGCAAGCACCGGGCAAUGACGUCGUGCAGAGCGUGCUGGCGCGCGCUGCGCUGGCUGCCGUUCAAACGGCAGCCCGUCGUGGAUAUGCCGAUCACCAAAUUCCAGACCGUCUCAAGGACGUGCCUGAAGCACCGAACCCUAGGUUCUUCGAUAUGGUGGAAUAUUUUUUUCAUCGCGCCUGCCAAAUCAUCGAAGACAAGUUGGUCGAGGACAUCAACAAACGAUCGCGCGUACCCAUCGAAGAUCGCAAGAAGAAGGUCAAGGGUAUCUUGAUGCUCAUGGAGCCCUGCGACCAUAUCCUCGAAACCACGUUUCCGCUCAGACGCGAUUCCGGUGACUAUGAGAUGAUCACCGGCUAUCGUGCCCAGCACUCGACUCAUCGAAUACCCUGCAAAGGAGGUAUCCGCUUCUCGAUGGACGUUUCACGGGAUGAAGUUAAGGCUCUGUCGGCUCUAAUGACAUUCAAAUGUGCGUGCGUCGACGUGCCUUUUGGCGGCGCUAAAGCCGGCAUUAAGAUCAAUCCUAAAAAUUAUUCGGAACACGAAUUGGAGAAAAUUACCAGGAGAUUUACGUUGGAAUUAGCAAAGAAGGGAUUCAUCGGACCUGGUGCUGAUGUACCCGCCCCCGAUAUGGGAACCGGCGAGCGAGAAAUGUCCUGGAUAGCCGAUACUUAUGCAAAAACUAUCGGCCACCUUGAUAUCAACGCUCACGCUUGCGUCACUGGCAAACCCAUUAACCAGGGUGGCAUCCAUGGCCGCAUUUCCGCGACAGGCCGUGGAGUGUUUCAUGGAUUAGAGAAUUUUAUCAAUGAGGCUAAUUAUAUGAGCAUGAUCGGUACUACACCUGGCUGGGGAGGCAAGACAUUUAUUCUCCAAGGUUUUGGUAAUGUAGGUUUGCAUUCGAUGCGUUACUUACAUCGUGCGGGUGCGGCUUGCAUAGGCGUGAUUGAACACGAUGGAUCCAUUUAUAAUUCAGAAGGUAUCGAUCCAAAGGAAUUAGAAGAAUAUCGCAUAGAAAAUGGUACUAUCAUUGGCUUUCCUGGAGCCAAGCCAUACGAAGGCGAAAAUCUUAUGUAUGAGCCGUGCGACAUAUUUAUACCCGCUGCCAUAGAGAAAGUAAUUACCAAAGAAAACGCCGGACGUAUUCAGGCAAAGAUAAUUGCGGAAGCUGCCAACGGACCAACCACUCCUGCCGCAGAUAAGAUUCUAAUCGAUAGGAAUAUUCUUGUAAUCCCGGAUCUGUAUAUUAAUGCCGGUGGUGUCACAGUCUCAUUUUUUGAAUGGUUAAAGAACUUGAACCACGUAUCGUACGGUCGUUUGACCUUCAAAUACGAGAGAGAAUCCAAUUAUCAUCUCUUAGAGUCGGUACAGGAGUCUCUGGAACGUAGGUUUGGUCGUGUUGGCGGUCGUAUUCCCGUCACACCAUCCGAAGCUUUCCAGAAGCGUAUAUCCGGUGCUUCCGAAAAAGACAUUGUCCAUUCUGGUCUGGAUUAUACAAUGGAAAGAUCCGCUAGGGCCAUUAUGAAGACUGCCAUGAAAUUCAAUCUUGGACUCGAUUUGAGGACAGCCGCAUAUGCCAAUUCGAUUGAAAAGAUAUUUACUACUUACUCAGAGGCCGGUCUCGCUUUCUAAAUAUUUUAGUCGCAAAAUUACAUACAGCGAAUAUUAUAACGAUAAAGACAAAGUCAGUUUUUACCGGUUGAUCGCAACAAGUGACUCGAUAUAUCGACCAAUGAAUAGAUCCGUAGAUAACGGUUGAUGGUUAUGUCAAGUUGCGAAUAACAAAGUCUCUCGAAACUCGCGAUGGAAGCGUAUUUCAUAUAGCAUUGUCAUUUAUCACUAUUUCGCACUGUAAUAAUUUGCCUCCGUUAUACAUACAUACAUAUAUAUACAUAGAGAGGGAGAGAGAGAGAGAGAUUUGUGUAAAUCAGAUAUUAAAAAAUCGCCAAAUAACUACGAAAUAGCAUUCAAAAAGAAAUCGAUAUUGAUUAUCCUUUCUGCAAGAUGGAUCACAAAGGUAAAACCCGUGCAUUUUUAUAUUUCACUUUUUAUGCAUAUAACUUAAAAUAUGAGAAAGUAUCGUGUAUUCAAGCCUUUAACGAUAUUACUGUACCAGCAAUGAAAAGGAAAUAUUUAUAAUUUUAUCAUUUACGACAAAGAAUUGAUUUUCACCGAAGCUUAGAAAGCAAUUCGAGACACGUAUAUCUAACUAGAUAUACAACGCGUGAUAGGAUUAUCAUAUACAUGCAAGAUUUUGCUAGUAAAAACACUCAAUUUUGAAAUUAAGCGUUCAUUUACAUAGAUACCGUAAAAUGCAGUUUAUGAUGUAUAUCUGAUAUAUCGAGUGCAUUUUAAUAAGUGCCAUCGCAACAAUACGCAGUAAUUGUCGCGCGAUAAAAAAUAUUGAAAUCGCAAAAAUAAAUUUAUAGAUUAUAAUUAA
This is a messenger RNA of Formica exsecta, 2679 nucleotides long. It is a transcript of the gene Gdh, whose product is annotated as glutamate dehydrogenase, mitochondrial. Gene Ontology annotation, biological process: L-glutamate catabolic process. The coding region runs from base 198 to 1871 and encodes 557 amino acids. NCBI's taxonomy places the organism in Eukaryota, Metazoa, Arthropoda, Insecta, Hymenoptera, Formicidae. The record is from RefSeq and is a predicted model, not a curated record. The transcript has 8 exons. Gene Ontology annotation, cellular component: mitochondrion. Gene Ontology annotation, molecular function: L-glutamate dehydrogenase (NAD+) activity.